This is a messenger RNA of Priapulus caudatus, 456 nucleotides long. RefSeq names its product chromodomain-helicase-DNA-binding protein 8-like. NCBI's taxonomy places the organism in Eukaryota, Metazoa, Priapulida, Priapulimorpha, Priapulimorphida, Priapulidae. The transcript is spliced from 3 exons. The record is from RefSeq and is a predicted model, not a curated record. The annotation marks the transcript as partial.
GACGACCGCAUCAUCUACGAGCCGCGCAAGCGCAACCAGACGAAGCGCUUCGGUAACGACGACAGCAAGCUCGACAUCUCCGACCUGGACUCGAGCAGCGACGAGGAGGCUGGGUCGCGGCGCGGCGGACAACGCCGCAGCCGACGCUCGAAGGGCCGUCGGCGUGACAGCGACGACGAGUGGGACGACAGCGUCGACGACGGCGCCACCUACACGCGCUCCGACUGCUUCAAGGUCGAGAAGAACCUGCUGCACUAUGGAUGGGGACGUUGGGAUGAUAUUCUAUCUCACUGCCAGUUCAAGCGGGAGAGAAGCAUCAAGGAGAUAGAGGAUAUGACUCGUACUAUACUUGCUGUUCUGUGUGCGACACUACAAUGGUGAUGAGAAGAUCCGGCAGUUCAUCUGGACCUGAUCACGCCCGACCAGACGGCAACACUGCCAUGGACACAAGCACCA